AUGAGUGAUAGUUUUGGAGAUUCAGGGGAUGACGCAGACGAAGUAGAAGAUGGCUCCGUGGCUGAUGUGGGGCCAGUUUCUGCAACAUUACGGUCAACGCGAUUUAGUGUCCAUCGUGAUUUAGUGUCCAUCCCUCUCCGCAUAUUUUCGUAAAAAAAUACAGAUUUUUUGCUCCCAUGUUGGAAGACCUGACACCAGGGAAAAGGUGCGAAGAUAGAAUACUUCUUGUUACAAAGAAGAAGCAAAAGGUGCGAAGAUGGAGGGACCGGGAUGGACUCUCGCACACUCUAACCGCAGCUCUUCCGCAGUCUAGAACGUCAUCAACAGACUCCUCGUCUUCUCCUAGCAACUCUUCAAAAGUAGUCUCUCCUUCUAGCAAGUCCUCGAUUGGCAGAGAAGAUUCUAAAG
Molecule: messenger RNA, 408 nt
Organism: Amoebophrya sp. A25
Lineage: Eukaryota; Dinophyceae; Syndiniales; Amoebophryaceae
Source: the annotation of a GenBank genome assembly